AGUUGGAGUUUUCAUCAGGACAUACAGAACUGAAACCCAGAGAUCUUGGAGAAGAACUCGAGAGAAAAAGGGAACAAUACCAAGCUAUCCUUCAACCAUUCACUCGAAAAUGUAAAAGAAAUGAGGUAACCCAAAUCUCAUUUUUUCCAACAAAAGAUGGGUUUUUACCAGCAUCUCAUCUGAAACUUUGGGUUGAUCAGGUGAAGUUGGAGGUCAAACUUGCAGCAGGGAUUUGUCCCAUAGAAAUAACACUCAAGAAGCUCAAAAUUCCAACACACGAUGGAUAGUUCUUGAUAGCCAUUUGAAGAAGUACAAAAUGUGUAUAUACUGGAAUGUUGAAUGCAAUGUUGCAGUAAUGAAAGGAAAAGAUGUUGCCACUUUAAUGCCAUCGAGAGCUCCCAAGCCCAAACACUCGCCGGUAAGUAGCGAAAGAGCGGAUGCCGAGACUUGGCCCGACGAUCAACCCCUGAAUGAUCCAGAAAAUGUGAAUCAGAAAGCAGUCGAGGAAGGGGAAUCACCUAUACUACAAACUCCACGGGGUCCCUCUUGGUAUCCGUUGCAAUAUAGAGCCGGUUUCCCUAAAGAAUUUUCGUUGGACGAAAUCGAAGAGAUUACAAAUGGCUUCUCUGAUAUCAUUUGUGAAGAGGGGAAUCUUAAAAUCUAUGAAGGUGUAUUGGAGAAUACCCCUGUUAUAGUCAAAUCUAUUCAAGACGAUGAACGGUUUUGGUCGAUGCUUACGAUCCUCUUCCGUGUACGCCAUCGCAACAUCAUGAACAUCGUUGGAUAUUGCCUCAGUGGUACAAACGGAUUACUCAUAUCCGACUAUCCGUGUUUGUAUAAUUUUGCAAUGAAAUUGCAAUGUGAUAUUUCUGCAAUUAACCUGACUUGGAGAGCAAGGUGGUAUACCGCCAUUGAAAUAGGUGGCAGCUUGCGCUAUCUUCACGAAGAAUGUCCCGAUGGACCGAUUGUUCACCAAUCGGUCUGUUCAUCUAAUAUCGUUUAUUCCCAUGGUUACUCACCUAUGCUAAGUAAUUUUAUAACAUCUAAGUGGCACAAGGGUGAGGUUCAAUGUAAUGGGAAUUCAACUGGCAAAUGUCCAAACCUAGAGGAAGACAAAAGGGUUUAUGUGGAUGUACAUGACUAUGGAUUGUUCCUUGUGGAGCUUAUUUCUGGAAAAGUUGCAGGUUGCUUUCCACAUGAAAAUGAGGGUCAGACCUUAAAGGACUGGGCGCUGCCACUGCUUGAAAGCGAUUCAGUCACUCACCUGAUGGAUCCAAGAUUGUCUGAUAAAGAUGAUGAUUUGAAGGUCGUUCAUUGUAUGGCUCGGGCGGCAUUGCUCUGUUUGAAGAGUGAUUCAGGCCGCAGUAUUUCCAUUAGCGAGGUCUUAGCUGUGGUUCGAGGUGAUCAGCGUGCAAUACUUCAAUUUUGA
Messenger RNA from Hibiscus syriacus, 1429 nucleotides. Its product is annotated as proline-rich receptor-like protein kinase PERK10. Gene Ontology annotation, cellular component: plasma membrane. NCBI's taxonomy places the organism in Eukaryota, Viridiplantae, Streptophyta, Magnoliopsida, Malvales, Malvaceae. Gene Ontology annotation, molecular function: ATP binding; protein kinase activity. Bases 317 to 1429 code for a protein of 370 amino acids. The transcript has 6 exons. Gene Ontology annotation, biological process: protein phosphorylation. The record is from RefSeq and is a predicted model, not a curated record.